Pollicipes pollicipes is the source of this 2315-nucleotide messenger RNA. Its product is annotated as FAS-associated factor 2. Bases 182 to 1486 code for a protein of 434 amino acids. The transcript has 10 exons. The record is from RefSeq and is a predicted model, not a curated record. Gene Ontology annotation, molecular function: ubiquitin binding. Gene Ontology annotation, cellular component: endoplasmic reticulum. Gene Ontology annotation, biological process: ERAD pathway. NCBI's taxonomy places the organism in Eukaryota, Metazoa, Arthropoda, Thecostraca, Pollicipedomorpha, Pollicipedidae.
UUUUGCUCGUUUAGGAGCUCUUAGGCAGGGUGGUUGAGUGUCCUACAGGAACUGAGAUUUGGCUGUUGUAAUAGUGGUAUACAUGUUUGAUUAUUUGCCAGUGAGUUGCGACAUUCUGUAGUUUUAACAUUCUCUGUGAAUUUUACUGGUGAUCACUUAAGGAUUCCGUUGAAAAGGAAGCAUGGAAGACAAUAACCACCCUGAGGAAGCAAUGUUUGGGGACAUCACAGAGGCACAGCAUGAGAUGCUUCUUCAGUUUCAGGACCUGACUGGGGCAGAUCGGAUUGAAUGGUGCCGCGGCCUGCUGGAGGAGCACGACUGGAACCUGGACGCGGCGGCGCGCAGCGCGCUCAACAUGCCCAGCGCCGAGACGGACCGGCCGGCCCGGCCACGACGGCCGACCGACGCGGUGGUGCCGGCCGGCGAGGGCGGUCUGUUCAGCUGGCUCUUCAGCCUGGCGACGCUGCCGCUGCGCUACAUCAUGUCGACUCUCAGCGGCAUCAUCAACAUCUGCCUGAGCAUCAUCCGGGGCGGCGGGCCACACGACCCUGUGGAGGACGUCAGCGGCUUCAUCACCGAGUUCGAGUCGGCGUACGGCUCGGAGCACCCGGCCUUCCUGCGCUGCUCGUACAGCCAGGCGCUGGCUGCCGCCAAGCAGCAGCUGCGUCCGCUGGCCGUGUACCUGCACUGCGCCGACCACCAGGACACGGCGGCGUUUUGCCGCGAGACGCUGCGCCACCGGCCGCUGGCGCAGUACGCCGACGGCGCGCUGCUCUGCUGGGCCUGCUCCGUCGACAGGCCCGAGGGCUACCGCGUGUCGCAGGCGCUCCGGGAGAACGGCUAUCCGUUCGUGGCCGUGAUCGUGCUCAAGGAGAACAAGAUGACGGUGGUGGGCCGACUGGAGGGUCCCUGCCCGCCGGAGGUCUUCCUCCAGAGGCUGCAGCGGAUCGUCAGCGACAACGAGGCGUCGCUGGUGGCGGCGCGGCUGGAGCGCAACGAGCGCAACCUCAACCAGGAGAUCAGGCAGCAGCAGGACGUGGCGUACGAGGAGUCGCUGCGGGCUGACCAGGAGAAAGAGCGCCGACGCCAGCUGGAGCGGGACCGCCUGGAGCGCGAGGAGCGGGAGAGGUGCGAGCAGGAGCGACAGCGGCAGCUGCACAAGGAGGAGAUAGCGCGUCAGAAGAUCGAGCUGGCCUCGGAGAUCCCGGACGAGCCGGCUCUGGACCGGCCCGACUGCGUGCGCAUCUCCAUCAAGCUGCCGGACGGCUCGCGAAUAGAGCGGCGCUUCAGCACGGCCCACUCGCUGAAGGUGCUCUACUACGUGGUGUUCUGCCACCCGGACUCGCCGGAGCGGUUCGAGAUCACGCAGAACUACCCGCGCCGCGUGCUGCCCUGCCGGCCGGGCGCCGAGCUGGACCCACCGACGCUGGCCGAGGCCGGCCUCGGCAAGUCGGAGCUGCUCUACGUCCGGGACCUGGACGCCUGAGGCGCGGGCGGCGGCGAGGCGGCGCACAGAAGUGCUGAGAGGCGGGGCGGGGGAGCGCUGCGAGGCAGGGCGUGGAGGUGCUACGAGGCGGGACAGGGGAGUGCUGCGAGGCGAGACGGGGCAGGGGAGCGCUGCGAGGCGCGGCAAGAGAGUGCUGCAAGGCGAGCCAUGGAAGUGGCGUGGGGCACCCACCGGAGGUUGUCGAGAGUCAAGCCCGGGGAAAGGUGCUGCGAGACGAGGCAGGGGAGCGCUGCGAGACAGAGGCAUCAAGUGCCUCGAAUAUACGACAGGAGUGUUGAGAGGCAGGGCCAGUGAAAGGGACGCGGGAAUCCUGCGAGGCGGGACAGCGGAGCGCCGCGAGGCGGGGCUUCAUAGUCUUACCCGCCGGGAGCGGGUGGCUCCCGUGUCUGCGUUUGCAGGAGGGCUGAGGCAGUAACGAAGGCCGGGGAGAAGUGAGGUCGGUCGGGAAGAGGGGGCGCAGAGGUCGACGUGGACCUCCCGUGAGCGUAAUCACACCGAACAACACGACAGCGUCGAGAACGAACUCGAAAAACGCACUGCGGUGCAGGUUCGACUGGCGAAAACGGAGCCAGACAGACGAAAACCGAGCGGCCGUCAGCACCACCGCGACCUGCUUAUUUCAUGUGCCAUCGCCGCGUCAGAAGCAAGGCCAGGACCGAAGGGCUCCGGCGUGACGAGCGAAGACGUGCCGUGACGUGACGUGACGGCAGUGACGGGCGUGACGCUGGCGAGUGCGACCGGCGGCCGCCGCGGUCGCGGCGCGCCCGGCGACUGACCCCGAGGCUAUGCUGGCCGGGUCGGGGCUGCU